AUGAAGAAGACUUGCAUCGAUCCGAAUUCCGGAGAACUUCUCACGCGAGAAGAAUGCGACGUAGGUGUCUCAUUGUAAAUUCUCUUAGGAAACUUGAAAUAAAUUUCAGAGCAAAAUAAAGCAGGAGUUGAGAAACAAGAAAAAGAUCGACUAUUAUCACAUAAUGGCGAAAUCGCAGGAAGAGCACUUGGUCGACACGGAAAGCCAGUGUACGGAAAGCAACCAAGAGGCUGACGUUGUCGGAAUCAACAUUAGACUGGCGUUUUCUGCAGACGAUGGCUCCACUCUUCCAGGAGGACGGAAAAUCAGAAUUUCUUCAUUCAUCACACACAAUAUGGCGUCGUUCUGGCGGAAGACUGACAUGGAGGAUGCAGUGGCGAAAUGCAUUCUGCAGACCGCCAAAAAGGUAUUUUCCAAUACCCUGAAGUGAAAUGCUGAGUGUCCUUUCAGAUCGCCAAGAAGGACAAUCUGUUCUUUCUGUACGCGGCUCCGAAAAGCAAAAGGGCUACGACAUAUGUAUCCCUUCCCGAUGACUUUUUUGUUUCGUUCGGAGGUAAAUAG
Messenger RNA from Caenorhabditis sp. 36 PRJEB53466, 561 nucleotides. Lineage: Eukaryota; Metazoa; Nematoda; Chromadorea; Rhabditida; Rhabditidae. The record is from the annotation of a GenBank genome assembly.